This is a messenger RNA of Pistacia vera, 448 nucleotides long. RefSeq lists its product as uncharacterized. Gene Ontology annotation, molecular function: nucleic acid binding; RNA-DNA hybrid ribonuclease activity. Lineage: Eukaryota; Viridiplantae; Streptophyta; Magnoliopsida; Sapindales; Anacardiaceae. The annotation marks the transcript as partial. The record is from RefSeq and is a predicted model, not a curated record. The transcript has a single exon.
GAAAAGGGCUGGGGCAGGCCUUUUCCUCUCAAGUCCCGGAGGGACUCAUAUUCAUGGCAUCCUCCAGUUUGGGUUCAAAGUAACCAACAAUGAGGUUGAGUAUGAAGCUCUACUUGCCAAAUUGCGGUUGGCAAGAGAAAUGGGAUCAACUGCGAUUAGCAUCCACAGCGACUCCAUGCUGGUUGUCAACCAGAUUUUAGGGGAAUAUCAGGCUAAGGAAGAAAAUAUGAUCAGUUAUUUGAAGAAACCUAAGGUCGUACUCGAGCCAUUCAAGCAAUUUAUGAUCACGCAGAUUCCCAGAGAUAACAUUUAUGUGGUAGAUGCCUUGGCAAAGAUAACCUUGUCGUUGGACUCAGAUGCACCAAAGAGCAUUCUUGUUCGGUUCAUAGAGGCCCUUAGUAUCAACUUGCCUAAACAGGCCGUGAAUUUCACUGAGUCAGUUUCCUAG